Molecule: messenger RNA, 695 nt
Organism: Cylindrotheca closterium
Lineage: Eukaryota; Bacillariophyta; Bacillariophyceae; Bacillariales; Bacillariaceae
Source: the annotation of a GenBank genome assembly
GUGAUGGAAACAGAAAGAUGCGAUUUGUGAAUCGUAAGGGUGUGUAUGUGUUGGAGCAACUUGGAGCAAAUGUCAAACCAGGUGCCAAAGAGACAAGUGCAAUGUACCGUCGCCAGUUAAGCAACUUCAAUAAUCAACCCCAUUUCGAACUUUCUUCAAACAAACAGAAUGGAUAUGCUGGACUCGAGAUGACCUCCAAGAUGGCAACCGUUCGAAAGAACAAGGAAGGAUUCACUCCAAGGCAAGUCAAGGCUGCGAUGGAAGCGAGAAAAGCAAUCAAUCAUGCCGAAGCGAUCUUUGGACCUGAUGCCUCUACAUUGAAAGGCAAGUCAACAAGACCAACUCCAAAGAAGACGUACGACAACUUCUUCAGUCCACCAGAGGAAUUGUAUCAACAGAAUCAAUCUAUUACCGUCUGUAUCGAUCACAUGGAGAUCAAGAAUGCUAAGUUUCUCACCUGCAUUGAUACCACUGUGCGUUAUUGCUCAUGUAUUCCCGUGCAGAACCUGAAGACUGACCCUGAAUUUGAAGCAUUGGAUAAAAUAUUCCGCCGCUACAACAAGGCAGGCUUUCAUGUCAAGACAAUCAAGUGUGAUCGGGCGUUCAUUCCUCUCACAGAUGAUAUGGUGUUGCUAUUGACCCAACUGCAGCUGGAGACCACGAGCCUACCGCUGAGCAAAACAAUAGGACGCUGA